Molecule: messenger RNA, 2667 nt
Organism: Chondrus crispus (carragheen)
Lineage: Eukaryota; Rhodophyta; Florideophyceae; Gigartinales; Gigartinaceae
Exons: 2
Coding region: 1-2517 (838 amino acids)
Biological process (GO): protein stabilization; protein folding; cellular response to heat
Cellular component (GO): cytosol; protein-containing complex; plasma membrane
Molecular function (GO): ATP hydrolysis activity; ATP-dependent protein folding chaperone; ATP binding
Source: RefSeq, a predicted model, not a curated record
AUGUCUGCCUUCGUCCCCGCCACGCCGGUCGCCGCGCAAGCCCCCGUGCUGCUGCGCCGCUCGGCCUUUGCCUGCCCCGCUUCGACGACGCGCUUGCAUGCCGCCGUCAGCCGCCGGUGCCGGCUCGCGCCCGCGCCGCGCAUGAUGGCCGAAGCUUCCGCGGAGACUGAAGCGCCGCCCGCGGAGGAGAAGUUCGAGUUCCAGGCGGAGGUGUCGCGCGUUAUGCACCUGAUUAUCAACUCGCUGUACUCGAACAAGGACAUCUUCUUGCGGGAGCUGGUCAGCAAUGCGUCUGACGCCUGCGAUAAGAAGAGGUUUCUCGCUCUUAGCUCUGGCACGGAUGGCGGGCAGCCGGAGGUCUUUGUCAAGGCCGAUAAGGAAAAGGGCACUAUUACUGUCGAGGAUUCGGGUAUUGGUAUGACCAGACAGGAGCUGAUUAAUAACUUGGGAUCAAUCGCUACGUCGGGCACUUCCAAGUUUGUUGACGCUCUCGGAGAGAACGGCAGCGGGGAUAUGAAUCUCAUUGGCCAGUUCGGUGUUGGCUUCUACUCAGCCUAUUUGGUGUCUGAUAGUGUCCAGGUUGUCACUAGGUCGUAUACUGAUCCUAAUGCGAAGCAAUAUCGGUGGGAGUCAGAUGCCGAGAACUCAUUUAUCAUCAGAGAAGACGACUCCGAGCCGUUUAAGAAUGGCUCGGGCACCAGGAUCAUUCUGCAUGUCAAGGAGGGGUGCAAGGAGUUUUUGGAAAACUACAAGUUGGAAGAGUUGAUGAAGCGUUACUCAGAGUUUAUUCAAUUCCCAGUGUAUUCAUGGGCAUCUCGCACAGAGUAUGAUGAGGUGCCGGACGGUGAUGAGAAGGAUGCCGAGGGCAAGCAGAAGAUGAAGCGCGAGCCGCGGACAGUUGAGGAAUGGUCCCAGGUGAAUAAGCUGAAGCCCUUGUGGAUGAGGAAGCCCAAAGAGAUCAGUAGUGAUGAGUACAGCGCCUUCUACAAGACCAUCACAAAGGACUUUUCAGAUCCUCUCGCGCACACGCACUUCGCUGUUGAGGGUGAUGUUGAGUUCCGCGCUUUACUGUUCUGCCCCAAGACGCUGCCGUCUAACCUUCGGCAAAACAUGUUUGGAGAUCAGGGCAGCUUGCUCAAGCUGUACGUGAAGAGAGUCUUCAUUUCGGACAAGUUCGAGGACCUGCUACCGCGCUGGUUGGUCUUCAUUAAGGGUGUCAUUGAUAGCGAGGAUUUACCGCUCAACGUCAGUCGAGAAAUUCUGCAGAAGAGCAGAGUUCUCCGCAUCAUAUCGAAGAGGCUGGUGCGCAAGUCCGUCGACAUGUUCAAGGCGGUCAAAGCGAGAGACAACAACGAUUUCGAGGACUUCUGGGCUCAAUUUGGGCGGUACAUCAAGGCAGGUAUCAUUGAAACCGAUGACCACACGGAUGACUUAAUGAAGCUCGCCCUAUGGCCGUCCACUCAAAGCCAGGAGAAGUUGACGGAUCUUGAUGGAUAUGUUUCCCGAAUGAAGGAGAGUCAGAAGGAUAUCUACUUUGUGGCCGCUGAUUCAAGAGCGGCCGGGGAAUCGGCACCAGCGAUGGAGAGGCUUCGCAAGCACGGUUACGAGGUACUGUUCCUGACUGAACCGGUGGACGAGAUGACAGUGCAGAAGGUGAUCACUUUCAAGACCAAGCGCAAUGCUGACGACAAGGACGACACCAUGUUCAAGUUUGUGGACGUGACCAAGGACGAUCUGGAUCUUGGCGAGCUCAAGUCCGACGAGGAGAAGAAGGAGGACAAGGCGCUGGUCGAGGAAUACAAGGCGGUGGUGGAAUACUUCCAGAAAUUGCUCAGCGACAAGGUCGGUAAGGUGCAGGUGAGCGACCGCCUAACUGAAUCGGCGUCAACGAUCACGCAGUCUUCGUUUGGUAUUUCUCCGACCAUGGAGAGGUACAUGAAGGAAGUUGGGUCCGCAAAUCUCAACGACCCUGGGAUGUCGGGCUUUAUGGUCAAGUCUCGGACGCUGGAGAUCAACCCCAAGCACCCAAUCGUGAAGGACAUCAAGACGCAGAUGGAAGGCGCAGCCGGCGGAGACGAGGACCAGCUGAAGCAAACAUGCACACUGGUCUACGAGCUGGCGUUGCUGACGGCCGGAUAUCCAUUGGAUGACACGGCGGUGUUCGCCAGACGCGUGAGCUCGUUAGUGUCGCCAAAUAUCGCAGCGCCGGAGGUAGUGGUGCCGGAUCCGGAACAAGCGGCGCCAUCGCUCAAUGAUGAGAUGGCCGAUUUGACACAGGAGGAUAUGCAAAGGAACCUGAACGAACAACUGGAGAAGAUGGGGGCCAACGUGGACGUGCUAACCGACCAGGCCAGGGGGGACACGGAGACUAUUGACGCGGAGACCAUUGACACGGAGAGUAUUGACACGGAGAGUAUAGACACGGAGGCUAAGGCGACAGAGGUGGCAGAGAGCGGGGAUGGGGAGGGGCAGGGGGAGGAGAAGGUUAAAAAGGCUGAGACGGAAGUUGUAGAGUGAGGUAGACGGGGAGCAACUUUUGAAUGACAGAGUUUUGGUAGACUAGAGCGGGUGAGAGUAAAAACUCGUAAGGCGGUAAAUUUCGUCAUCAUCAGGCUCUCAUGAAUAAGACGUGUCUCUGUAUCGAGACGAUUUGGUUGCGCUGUGGCA